This is a messenger RNA of Macrobrachium nipponense, 3613 nucleotides long. RefSeq names its product acetylcholine receptor subunit alpha-like 1. The transcript is spliced from 6 exons. Lineage: Eukaryota; Metazoa; Arthropoda; Malacostraca; Decapoda; Palaemonidae. The coding region runs from base 77 to 1870 and encodes 597 amino acids. The record is from RefSeq and is a predicted model, not a curated record. Gene Ontology annotation, cellular component: neuron projection; plasma membrane; postsynaptic membrane. Gene Ontology annotation, molecular function: acetylcholine-gated monoatomic cation-selective channel activity; transmembrane signaling receptor activity. Gene Ontology annotation, biological process: monoatomic ion transmembrane transport; signal transduction; chemical synaptic transmission.
GUGUGUGGUAGUGAAAGCGCCGGACUGCUUCCCACCGGAUCCACGGAGGGCCGAGUUCUGGCUGCCCCGACACAUCAUGGGGGCUCAGCCGACCUCAAAUGGGGGGCCCAUCUGGGGGGUUACUUCGGCUACGCCACCACAGGGGGUAUCUUUACGAGUGCCCAGAGGGAGUGGAACUGACGAUACCCCUAUUUCCAGAGGAGUGUGUAGAACCCGUGGAGGUAUUGGUGUUAUUCAUAGUGGAAUUGGAUGCAGUGGUUGUGUAUGGGCUUGGGGAUGGGUAGUGUUGUUAAUGGUGUGGCUCAUCGUAGGCCUAUUAGCACCUACUUGCCAAGCAAACGCCGACGCCAAAAGACUUUACGAAGACCUUCUCAGCUCUUACAACCGUCUUAUAAGACCCGUCGGCAAUAACUCCGACAGACUUACAGUCAAGUUAGGUCUCAAGCUCUCGCAACUUAUUGAUGUGAAUCUCAAAAAUCAAAUUAUGACAACGAACGUCUGGGUCGAGCAAGAAUGGAAGGAUUAUAAAUUGGUGUGGAAUCCUGAUGACUAUGGAGGUGUUCAGACUCUACACGUCCCAUCUGAACAUAUAUGGCUUCCUGAUAUAGUAUUAUAUAACAAUGCGGACGGUAACUACGAAGUGACGAUAAUGACAAAAGCUAUUCUUCAUUACAACGGUCGAGUGACUUGGAAGCCGCCAGCUAUCUACAAGUCCUCGUGUGAGAUCGACGUCGAAUACUUCCCGUUCGACCAACAAACGUGUUUCAUGAAGUUUGGUUCUUGGACUUACGAUGGUUAUAUGGUAAACCUUCAACAUCUCCACCAGAAGCCUGGCAGUAACCUGGUCGACCCAGGCAUCGAUCUACUUCACUACUACAUAUCUGUCGAGUGGGACAUCCUGAAGGUACCUGCCCUCAGGAACGAACGCUUUUAUCCCUGCUGUGAGGAGCCUUACCAUGACAUCUACUUUAAUAUUACGAUGAGGAGAAAAACGCUCUUUUACACCGUCAACCUCAUCAUCCCGUGCGUAGGGAUCUCCUUCCUCUCGGUACUGGUGUUUUACUUACCUUCAGAUUCCGGCGAAAAAGUCUCUCUGUGUAUUUCCAUUCUCCUCUCACUGACCGUGUUCUUCUUGCUGCUGGCCGAGAUCAUCCCGCCCACCUCCUUGGCUGUCCCACUCCUCGGCAAGUACCUCCUCUUCACGAUGAUUCUCGUCACUCUCUCCGUCAUGGUCACCAUCGGCGUCCUCAAUGUCAACUUCCGGUCUCCGUCGACGCACAAAAUGGCCCCCUGGGUCAGAAAGAUCUUCAUCGAGAUGCUUCCCAAGUUCUUGUGGGUGGAGAGGCCCCAGAAGGAACCGGACGACGACGCCCUUGAAGUAGUCACUGCUGGGGGGGACACCUCGUUGACACCGUCCAGUGACGGUUUCGACAAGUUCCCUCUGGAGGACAACUAUGAGAUCCCUGCGAUACCACCGUCGCCUUAUGACACAGCCAGAUACGGCGAAGAGCACUUGGCAUUACCUGCCCCCGAGUGUCAUGCCCAGGCACACGUCCAUGAGCCCGCCUUUGUGCCGGAACUGGAAGAGGGUUCACCACACACAGAACACCGCACCCACAGAAGCAUCCAGUAUAUAGCACAGCAUAUGAGAAACGUAGAUUCCUUCGAGGAGAUCGAGGAUGACUGGCGAUACGUAGCCAUGGUCCUGGACCGACUGUUCCUAUGGAUCUUCAUGGUCGCCUGUGUGGCUGGAACGUGUGGAAUCAUCUUCCAGGCGCCAUCUCAUUACGACACAACCAUCCCCAUAGACAUCCAGCUUUCGAAAGUGGCCCAAAGAAGAGGCAAGGAUCUUAUGGGGCCGGAAGAUUAGGACAACUGUCCUCUAGAGCUUUUUUUAAAAAAGAAGUUUCUUUUUACAUCACUGUGUUUCCUAGUGACUGGGAAUAUCCCGGACUGGGUUUAAUAAGCUUCCCAGCGUCUAGGCGUUUGUUAUCAAGACGUUUACGCACCCACAAGAAAAACACCAUGCAUGGACAAUGGUGUAGUGGAUAAAAGUGACUGUAUGUUAUCAAGUACAGCUGUUAUAUCUUGUAUAAAAUGGCAACCGCAUUUCAGCGAGUUACUUUUACGGUUUGAUUCAGAGGGUUAAACUACUGUGGAAUCUUUGAAGGUAUGCAUUUAUGACUUACCACAAUAGUGAGAUGAGUACUUUUCUUUUUCUCAAGAAAAGGCAAUAUCAAAAACUCGUGGAUGGUGGGAAUUAUUAUGUUCCAGACCGGAAGGUCUUAUAUUGUUUUCUUUUAUCCAUUUCUUAGAAAUGAAAGCUUCAGUGAACAUUAAGCAUAGUUGUAGUAAAACGUUGGACAUUUGAAAAUGUGUUAUGUGUGUGUUUUAAGGAAGAGAACCUUCUCAUCGGAGAUAUUCAAGCCAUGGUGACGUCCAAGGGAAGUUUAAAAAAACACCUUACUGCUUGGAUCCUAAGAUUAAGAGAAAAGUAACGAGGAAAGUAUAUCAUGACGAUUCCCGGUGUCAAGUGAUAUUUUGGUAAAAGGAAAGAGCAUGUUCUUCACACUUGGGAAAGUAAAAUUGAAAAUUGAAACGAAUACAAAUUAAUAAGAACCAUCAGCCAAUAUUUACCCAAUUACCGACCACUGCCAAAUUCAGCAUUAAAAGGAGGCCAUUUCAAAGGUAGAGUGACAAAGUCUAUUGAAAUGACAACGGACAGUUUAGUGAGCGACUGUGUAUAAAUACAUAAAAUGUGCUGAAGAACAUGGAAAUGGAGUGUAAUGAAAGACAUGCCAAAGAUGGGAAGCGGGAAAACAAAAGAUCGUGUCACUGAUAAAUCAAUCAUGAUCAGUCGCAAGGGAUUUUAUCAAAGACAAAUAUGAAAUAUGCAUAUAUAUAAUAUAUAUGUAUGUAUGUGUAUAUACACAAAUAUAUAAAAUAUAUACAUAUAUGUAUAAACAUUAUAUAUAUACAUAUAUAUAUACAUAUAUAUAUAUAUAUACAUAUAUAUAUAUAUAUAUAUAUAUAUAUAUAUAUAUAUAUAUAUAAUACGUCAACUGUGAAAGACGUGAAGAAAAGAAAAUGUCAUUAUGUAAUCAAAAAUGCUCAAAAAAUUUUUUGAAAAGCAGUAGGCUAUUAGAAGCUAGUUUCUUUAUUUUUGUAAACCUUGCAACAGUAGAUACCAUUCUAUUCCACAUUAACUUAGAGUAGCAAAACCAGGUCAUAACAUCAAGAAGCAUCACACUAAAACGUUAAAAAUCAACGAUUAAUGAUUGAAAUUAUAGCUAAUAAAUUACCAAUAAGGAUAAAGUAAUAAAUUUUGCUAAAUUAAUCACAAUGUAACGCACAGACAUUUUAUAACAUUACUAAGAUCUCAAACACAUGACUUACAAUAAAAUAACCAUUAGAACUUACACAAGACAAGUACUCUUCAAGGUUGCUGAUAAAUACCCAGUACCCUAAAUAUGAAGGGUAUAUACAGCAAAAAAAAAAAAACAAUUUGAACAAAACAUUUAAUACACAUACCAUCUGCAUAACAAUAACUGGUGUGUACAUACUUAUAUCUGCAAACACAUACACACAUAUAUACACAUAUACUUGCAUAUAU